Molecule: messenger RNA, 2654 nt
Organism: Notechis scutatus (mainland tiger snake)
Lineage: Eukaryota; Metazoa; Chordata; Lepidosauria; Squamata; Elapidae
Source: RefSeq, a predicted model, not a curated record
AUGUUUUGGCGCACAGAAAUUUAUUUCAGAAGUGAACCUAUUUCUUCAGAAGAUGAGGAUGGAGAGACUCAAGAAAACAAGAUAAAAUCUCUGAGCAAAUAUUUGCCUCCAAAGAAAACAAUCACUCAGAUUAUGAAGGACAAAAAGAAGCAGACACAACUCACUUUGCAAUGGUUAGAAGAAAAUUACAUUGUCUGUGAAGGAGUUUGUUUGCCCCGAUGUAUCCUUUAUACACACUAUCUGGACUUCUGUAGAAAGGAGAAACUUGAGCCUGCUUGUGCUGCAACAUUUGGGAAGACAAUUCGCCAGAAAUUUCCUCUCCUCACCACUAGGCGGCUGGGUACAAGAGGCCAUUCCAAAUAUCACUAUUAUGGAAUUGGCAUCAAAGAAAGCAGUGCAUAUUAUCAUUCUGUGUAUUCUGGCAAAGGUUUAACAAGGUUUUCUGGAAGCAAGUUGAAGAAUGAGGGUGGUUUUACACGGAAGUAUUCUUUAAGCUCCAAAACUGGGACUCUUCUUCCAGAAUUCCCCAGUGCUCAGCACCUUGUGUUGGACCAAUGCAUCUCUAAAGACAAGGUGGACACCCUUAUCAUGAUGUACAAAACUCACUGUCAAUGUGUCCUUGACAAUGCCAUUAAUGGAAACUUUGAAGAGAUCCAACAUUUCCUACUACAUUUCUGGCAAGGAAUGCCAGACCAUCUUCUUCCCCUGCUUGAAAAUGCAAUUAUCCUUGACAUCUUCUGUGUUUGCGACUCAAUACUCUAUAAGGUCCUUAUAGAUGUACUCAUCCCUGCAACUAUGCAAGAAAUGCCAGAAGGAAUAUUGGCUGAUAUAAGAAUUUUUGCUAAAAACUGGGAACACUGGAUUAUUUCUGCCCUAGAAAAUCUACCAGAAGAACUUGCAGCAAAGAAAUUACCGAUUGCACGGAGAUUUGUAUCUUCCCUGAAGCGUCAGACCUCUUUUUUGCACUUAGCCCAGAUUGCACGACCCGCUCUCUUUGAUCAACAUAUAGUGAAUGCCAUGGUUACUGAUAUUGAAAAGGUCGAUCUGUAUGGCAUCGGAUCUCAGGCACUUCUCACAAUUUCAGGGAGCCUGAACUCUGAGGUGGAGGCCUACACUGAAUUGUUCCAAGAACUGAAGGACCUCUUAAAGAAGAAUGCUACUGUGGAAUCGUUUAUUGAAUGGCUGGAUACUGUCAUUGAGCAAAGAGUUAUUAAGGCAAGCAAGCAGAAUGGUCGGUCUCUAAAGAAGAGAGCCCAAGAUUUCCUUCUCAAGUGGAGCUUUUUUGGAGCUCGAGUAAUGCAUAAUCUCACUUUGAACAAUGCAUCCAGUUUUGGUUCAUUUCAUCUCAUCCGCAUGCUUUUAGAUGAAUACAUCCUGCUUGCGAUGGAGACCCAAUUCCAGAAUGAUAAAGAACAAGAACUUCAGAAUUUAUUGGACAAAUAUAUGAAGAAUCUAGAUGCCAGUAAAGCCACCUUUACAGCAUCCCCCAGUUCUUGUUUCCUAGCAAACCGCAACAAGGCUGCUCCAAUUGCUAGUGAUACCUCAGUGAAAAACGAAUGCCUGAUGGAGAAAACCUAUUUCUCUUUAUCAUCCGGUCAUCAUAAUAGCAUAUCGUCCGGUGCAAAUCCCUGUCCUGCAGGAGACAGUGAGAAUGUGCAACCCACAGGUCAGACCGACCUCUCUCAGAGCACUGCCCACCUUAUCACUCCACCCAUUUCUCCUGCCAUGGUCAGCCGAGGAAGUGUCAUCAACCAGGGACCGAUGGCUGCCAGGCCAUCCAGUGUAGGUUCGUCAUUAUCUGCACACUCGCACUGCUCUUCUUAUUCUGAAUACCUCUACCCGACGGUGCCACAAAUGAACCAGAACAUGUAUGGAGCCAGUGCCACUUAUCCAGCCAUGUUCAGGGCCCAGACUCAUCCACCUUCGGGAUCCUGUCCCCAGAGGGCAGAAUCUAACUUUUGUCCAGCAGCCAAUGAGCAGCAACGUUUCUCCCGGGACUACUUCAAUAGCAGUUGUGCUGUGUCUUCAUAUAGUACCCAUUCUCUUCCUCUCUAUGGAUCCUCUUCAGCUGCACAGGACACACAUUGUAUGCAAUUUGUGAACAAUGGGAGUUGCAGUUUUAUGAACAACACCACCACAAGUUCUUGUCAAGGAUCAUCAUAUUCCACAGCUGCUUCUAACGGGUUCUAUGGAAAUAAUGCAAACUAUUCAGAUUCCCACAGAUUUGAGUCAUUGGUAGAUCAGCACGUUUCUGUCAUCAGCAGCGUAAGCAGCAUUCGGCCAUUGCCUCCAUACAGUGACAUUCAUGAUUCACUCUGCAUCCUAGAGGAUACAGGAAGGAAACAGGCAGCAUCUUAUUAUCCAGAUGCCUCAAUCGCUGGUCAGAACUCUAUAACUUCAGAAAUGCUGCCUGCUCUGCCUACAAGUUCCUCUCAAUGCAUGUAUGGCCAUUCUCGACAGUGCCCUUCUCAGGAACCAAUGGACUCUUCUGGACAAGCUAACAAUGAGAUGGUGUCAUCCUUACCACCGAUUAAUAUUGUCUUCAUGGGAACUGCUGCUGGAGGCACCUGAUUUUUUAGUUCUCGCUGACUUCCUCCACUUCACAACUUUUUCCAUCAGUUGUUUUUCAUCCAAAUUUCAUCCAAUUUUACAAA